Molecule: messenger RNA, 357 nt
Organism: Mesorhabditis belari
Lineage: Eukaryota; Metazoa; Nematoda; Chromadorea; Rhabditida; Rhabditidae
Source: the annotation of a GenBank genome assembly
AUGGGACGCGGACUCGAUUUGCCGGCCGUCAAUCUUGUCAUCAAUUUCGAUCUUCCCACAACAAUCGUUCAAUACAUUCAUCGAAUAGGUCGAACUGGACGAGCUGAACGCAAAGGACAUGCUAUUACGUAUUUCACACAGAGUGAUUUCAAGUACGUUCGUCCGAUCGCGAGUGUCAUUCGUCAGGCCGGGUUUUCAGUCCCCGAGUACACGCUGAGCUUAAAUCCGAUUGCCAGAAAAGAAAAGAAAGCGAUUUAUCGACACGCGAUCAAGCGAAAGAACAUAGCUGCACCAAGAAAAAGAACCGCAAAAAAAUCGUCGAAUGAAAAAACCCAAAGGAAAAGACGCAAAUCGACG